Messenger RNA from Strongylus vulgaris, 876 nucleotides. Lineage: Eukaryota; Metazoa; Nematoda; Chromadorea; Rhabditida; Strongylidae. The record is from the annotation of a GenBank genome assembly.
AUGGCAACUCGCGUUUAUAUUGGUCGUCUCUCAUAUCGUGCUUCUGAACGCGAUAUCGAGCACUUCUUUCGUGGAUACGGACGUAUUCGCGACAUCGUCCUGAAAAAUGGCUUUGGAUUUGUGGAAUUCGAUGAACCACGUGAUGCUGAUGAUGCGGUGUACGAUUUGAAUGGAAAAGAACUGGCUGGAGAGCGUGUGAUGUUGGAAUUCUCCAAGCGUGGUCCCAGGACUGGAGGGCGCGGCUUUGAUCGAUACCCUCCUCCGAGAAGAGAGGCGAGUUCUCGCUAUGGACCUCCAACACAGACACGCCAUCGUAUGAUUGUUGAGAAUCUAUCGACUAGGAUUUCGUGGCAGGAUCUGAAAGACCUCAUGCGCAAAGCUGGAUGCGAAGUAACUUUUGCCGAUGCACACAAAAAUGAAAGAAAUGAAGGAGUGGUUUGUUUUGCAACUCGCGAAGAUCUGGAACGUGCUUUGGAUAAGUUACAAGGCGAAGAAAUCAAUGGACGCAAGCUAAAACUGAUUGAUGAUUCGGAAAAAAGGAGCAGCAGCCGUUCUCGUGACCGAAAGCGCUCAAGAAGCAGGAGCCGUUCGCGCUCAAGGAGUGUCAGCAAGUCGCGCUCUCGAUCUGUUUCUCGCUCACGUUCGCGCUCUCGUAGCGCAUCACCAAAGAAGGAGGAAAAUGGCUCGAGGUCAAAGUCCCGAUCUCGCUCAAGGAGCCAGUACGUCGUUUUUAUUUGCGUUCGUUUACAAUUCGUUAUCUUCGUGUCUUUAGGUCUCGAGAUGGUUCUCGUCACUCGGCAUCUCCUGCUGGAAACGGCGAUGGAGAAGCUGACAUGCGAUCGCGCAGUCCAACGCCUCCCAAUGAUGAUUAAAUAA